UUAUAUAGGCGUGCGUCAAGAUACUACCCAAGCAUGUUUGAGGAAAACAUAAUCAUCUGUUAAGACCUAAAUCAUCGACUUUCGGCGCUAACGAUAGGUGAAUAAAAGACAUCAACUAAUCGUUACUUGCUACUAGUGAAUGUACAACAUUGAAGAUUGCAAAUGAUAUUCCGGAGAAAAAUCUUGGACGUACUUGUCCUGUGCAUGUUUGUCCGUGGAACAACUGGCCUGUCAAUAAAGGAGUUGGGUAUUUUUGAAGUAAAUGGGAUAAAAUUUGCCUUCGAUAACGACAACCUCAUAUUAACCAGCAGUAAUGGAACUCCUCCUAUAUUGAAAGGGAUUGUGUUUAACAACAUCAAACCGGUUUCAGUCAAAAUAGAAGUUCCGUUUCAACCAUCGGUUAUUCCUGUAAAUCCGAAGAUAUGUCUUCCACCUGGAAUUAUUGGAUUGACAAUCACUGGAAUCCCCAUUUACAACCCUUACACAUCUGACUGUUGCAAUGCGGCCUUGGUUGAAAAAAAUAAACUUGACGGUUGCUGGGGAAAUAUGGAUGAGAACAAUCAGUAUUAUUACAACACUCCUCCAUUAUGUACCUUCAAGAAUGUCUGUAAUGAAAGUCAACUAAUAGGUGUGGCAUUAGACGGUUUCCCUAUAUAUGGGCCUUUUGAUGAGCAAGGCGUUUCCGUCGAUUCUAGUUCACUGGACGAAUGUAAUGGGCGAGAAGAUGCAAGACGAGGUUACAGGUAUCACAUAGUUAACAAGUUUCCAUACACGAUCGGGUGCUUCAGAGGACCUCCAACGACGCCAACCGCUUGUGGAUGCGGAACGCUCGCUCCCACUUGUAGUGAUAAACCUGAUACACAAAUAGUCAAAAUGUCGUGUUGUGCCAACGAAGCUUCCUGUAAUUAUAUAUUAAACGAAGAUUACUCAUCUGUACAUAGUGUCACGUAUGGCCGGAAAUUGUGCUCGAUUAUUUAUAUAAUCUUGAUACAACUAUGUUUCAUCAGCGUUUCGCACUUUCAAUGACCAGGACCUAUUCUAUAGCAUGAAAAGUAUAUAGUUUUUCCAUUCUCCACUAUCGACAAUGCCGCCUAGUUUGAAUUUAUGAGUGUCUUUUAAAAUAUCUACGCGGAAGAUCAAAAAGUGGCAUGCACAAACAAUUUUCAAUCUAGUUCUCAUGGGAAUGGGGCCACCACCCACUAGGGCACAAAUUGGCAUUUUAUUCUAGUUUUUGUCAAACUGCACUUUGUUUGUCGGACAGCUUGGCAAUGUUCAGUUUGUUUGAAUAUUUCACUUUCUUUCGAUAUAUAUUAUAAAAAGUUGAAAUUUUGUGAAUCGUUGUUUAAAAAUUUGAGGACUUAA
Styela clava is the source of this 1362-nucleotide messenger RNA. RefSeq lists its product as uncharacterized. The record is from RefSeq and is a predicted model, not a curated record. NCBI's taxonomy places the organism in Eukaryota, Metazoa, Chordata, Ascidiacea, Stolidobranchia, Styelidae.